AUGGGCAUCUCAAAAGACGCCGAGCUCACUACGGUGGAGGCAGACGAUGGUCUCACCAAAAGCCAACCUCAAGCCGAGAUUUUUGCAAAGGAUGAGCAGAUUGUCGCACCGGAUCAAUUCGACGAAAAAUAUCAGACCACAAGAAAUGAGAUCUGGGCUUACUAUGCUUACUACAUUGGCAAUAAUGGGCUAUCGCUCUUCAAUUUUGCACCCACUGCGUUUCAAAAUCUACUUUACCAAGCGGCACCGGAAAAUGGAUUGAUGGAUUUUCUUGGGCAUCCGCGCUCUAUUAAUAGCAUUGUGCUCCUCUCAAAUGGAAUCUCCUUUGCCAUCCAGGUGAUUGUCUUCUUGAUCAUUGGCAGCUUUGCUGACUUUGGCAAUUGGCGACCAAACAUUCUCAUCGGCUUGUCAAUUGUCGCCUGGGCGAUCGGUUUCGGCUGGCUGGGUGUCCACACCGCAGAGGAUUGGCGCAUCGGCGUCGGACUCUACAUGGUUGGACUGAUCGCCUAUCAGACGACGUUGACCUUCUGGACUGCAGCGUUCCCGGGACUGGCGAGAAACACAGUAGAGAUGAAGGAGCAAGCUGAUGCCUAUGUGGCCGGGACCAUCACUCGUGAGCAGUACGACUACGCAGACACCAUGAUGCGGAGUCGGUUGGCGAAUCUUGCCUUCUAUGUCCAGUCUGUGGGCGAGAUCUUCAUCUUGGCUGUCAUUGUAGGCAUCAUGUUUGGGUUGGAUGUCAACGCUAGUCAGGAAAACAACAACUGGGGGCUAAGCGUGCUGAUUGCCUUUGUUUCUGGGGUCUGGUUGCUCGUCUCUUUGCCAUGGUUCUUCCUCGAAAAGCGUCGGCCCGGGCAGGACCCUGGACGCCGGGGGAUUCUGAUUGCGGGUGUCUGGCAGCUGUGGCAUGCUAUGAAACAGAUCUGGCAGUUGAAGCAAAGCUUGAUAUAUCUGAUCGGAUACUUCUUGCUGGGAGACUCCUUGAACACUACCGUCACUGUAAUCGGAACUCUGCAGAAUAGUCUUGUGUCAUACAAUACCCUCCAACUGACGUACCUUCUUAUUGUCGGUAUCGCGGCUCAGGCUGUUGGCAUCUAUGCGUUCUGGUAUAUUCAACAGCGUUUCCAUCUGGGAACCAAAACCAUGUUCAACGCGAUCGCAGUCAGCAUUAUCCUCCUCGACGGCUGGGGCAUGAUCGGCAUCUGGACUGACAAAUUUGGCUUCCACAAUGCGUGGGAAGUCUGGGUGUAUCAAGCCUUCUAUGGACUCUUCGUCUGCCCGUGGUAUAGUUACUCCCAGAUCAUGAUUUCCGAGGUCACCCCCCGUGGCCACGAAUUCUUGUUCUUCAGUCUCUUCAGUAUUAUCGGCAAAACUUCGUCUUUCAUUGGACCUUUGGUGUCGAGUGCGAUCAUCGAUGCUAGUCCGACAGGAAAUAACUCAGCUCCCUUCUAUUUCCUGUUCGCUCUGAGCGUCGUGAGCUUUGGUAUUAUGGCCUUUGGUGUGGACCUUCGCAAGAGCCAAGUUGAGCAGGAAAAGUUCUUGCAGGAUAAAAAGAGACGCCUUGAGAAUUCGGACUCUUCGUCAAGUGCGUAA
This is a messenger RNA of Penicillium oxalicum, 1593 nucleotides long. Its product is annotated as putative autophagy protein (Atg22). NCBI's taxonomy places the organism in Eukaryota, Fungi, Ascomycota, Eurotiomycetes, Eurotiales, Aspergillaceae. Bases 1 to 1593 code for a protein of 530 amino acids. The record is from RefSeq and is a predicted model, not a curated record. The transcript has 6 exons.